Sphaeramia orbicularis (orbiculate cardinalfish) is the source of this 2043-nucleotide messenger RNA. RefSeq names its product endoplasmic reticulum metallopeptidase 1 (gene ermp1). Bases 85 to 2043 code for a protein of 652 amino acids. Gene Ontology annotation, biological process: proteolysis. The record is from RefSeq and is a predicted model, not a curated record. Gene Ontology annotation, molecular function: metalloexopeptidase activity. The transcript has 11 exons. Lineage: Eukaryota; Metazoa; Chordata; Actinopteri; Kurtiformes; Apogonidae.
CGAUCCGUCGGUUGCUCAGCGAAAACGCGACGCCUGACAGCGACGCUUGCAGCUGAGGUACCUCGUCGUACCGCUGGCUCGAAAAUGGAGAGCGACACAACUAUCCGGAGAGUAAAACCCUUCGGGACACACAAUUAUGUAGCGCAAGAUAACAACGGUUCCCGGGACCAGUACGGGGAUAACGGUUACAGCGGGGCGCCGAAGAGAAAACCCGAAGUCAGCUUGUACCUGCUGCGUGAAGGGCUGGCAUCUUCCUUAGUCUGUGUGUUUAUUUUGGUGCUGUGGGGACUUGUUCAUUUGUCGUUACAGCAGCUCGUCAUUGGAAAGCCGACCGGCGAGUUCAACGCAGUGAGAGCUAGACGGCAUUUAGAGCAGAUGACCAGUGUUGGCCCACGGCCAGUGGGUAGCCAGGAGAAUGAGGUACUGACAGUCAGCUACUUGUUGGAGCAAAUUGAGAACAUCCGGGUGGAGACUUCAGCAGGCCCUCACCAGCUCACUGUGGAUGUGCAGCGCCCCACUGGAUCUUUCUCUAUUGACUUUCUCGGAGGCUUCACUAGCUUCUAUGACCGUGUCACCAACAUCGCUGUGAGGCUGGAGCCCAAGGGUGGGACCCAGCAUCUGAUGCUGGCCAACUGUCACUUUGACACAGUCGCCAAUAGUCCAGGUGCCAGUGAUGAUGCAGUGAGCUGUGCUGUGAUGCUGGAAGUCCUCCACUCUCUGGCCAACCUCUCAACUCCCCUUAACCAUGGAGUCAUCUUCCUUUUUAACGGGGCAGAGGAAAACAUCCUUCAGGCCAGCCACGGUUUCAUCACCCAGCACGCAUGGGCCAAACAGGUGCGAGCCUUCAUCAACUUGGAGGCCGCAGGUGUUGGUGGCAAAGAAGUGGUUUUUCAGACAGGCCCGGAGAACCCAUGGCUGGUCCAGGCCUAUGUUCAUGCAGCCAAGCACCCAUUUGCCUCUGUGGUAGGCCAGGAGGUGUUUCAAAGUGGCAUCAUCCCCUCUGACACUGACUUCCGCAUCUACAGGGAUUUUGGGAACAUCCCAGGUAUUGAUCUGGCUUUCAUUGAGAAUGGUUUUAUCUAUCAUACCAAGUAUGACACUGCUGACAGGAUUCUGACCGACUCCAUACAGAGGGCUGGUGAUAAUAUCUUGGCAGUCCUGAAGCACCUGGUAAUGUCAGAGAAGCUGGCGGAUUCCUCUGAGUAUCGCCAUGGUAACAUGGUGUUCUUCGACCUCUUGGGGGUCAUGGUGGUAGCUUACCCGGCUCGUGUUGGCACCAUUCUUAACUACGUGGUCGCUGCAGCCACUUUCCUCUAUCUGGCUAAGAAAGCCUCACUGCCUGGCAAUGGGGGUGGUCGAUAUGUUCGAGACUUGGCCUUUGCCACAGGCGUAGCGGUGCUGAGCUGGUUUGUCACCCUGCUGUCAGUGCUGAUCGUUGCCCUGCUUGUCACUCUGCUGGGCCGCUCCAUGUUUUGGUACAACCACUUCUAUGCCUCCAUCUGCCUGUACGGAACUGCUGCCACUGGCAAAAUGAUUCUAGUUCACACGCUGGCCAAAAACCUCUACUACGGAGGUGUCCGCCUGGUGGAGCUGGGUGAUCUGUACUUUGAUGUGAGCUUAUUGCUGUGGUGUUGCAGCCUGGUGUGGCUCAGCCAGCAGGGCCUGUGCUCAGCCUAUGUCCCAAUGCUAAUGGUGGCCUUCCCCCUGGCCACCCGACUGCUGCUGGCCAACGAGUUUAAGCACAGAGGUAAAAGCUUGUUUAAGGAUCCACAGCACACAGGAGAAAACAUUCACUUACAGUGUACGUCUCAAUUCUUUCAGAGCAAGAGCCCCACCCUAACCACAGAAGGAGGACUCUCACACCCUGUGAAAGAAGCAGACGGGGUCAUCAAGCUGGACAAAUUAUCUGUAACAGUGAAAGUGGACGAAUUGGAGCUACUGACCACUAAGAACGGCUUUGUGAGGAACAGCAGCAUCAUGUUUAUCAUCGAAAAGUGGCAGCUUUGUGUUUACGUUCUGGUGCAGCAACAGCAGGAUCACUGA